CCAGAGAUUUCGCACCGUGCUGCUCCACCACACGCUGAUCAGCUGAUCCGUCACGUGGUGUAGCUCAGCCUUUUGCAAAAUGGAGUUGUGUGAGUCUGUCCAGAGAGGACUGCAGCAGCUAGCGGAUCCCUCCGUCUUCAGCCCAAGCAGCUACCGGGAGCUGCUGGAGGUGUGUUACCGUAGCCUGCUCUCCUCUCAAGCGGACCCCGGAGCCCUCGAUCAGCCCGAGCUGAAGCAGGUGGAGCAGAUCUCUCUGAAGCAGAGUCACACUGCAGCCACCACCUUCAUCCUGGAGGCGGUCAAACAAAACGCAGACAAGUCAACCAUAAGCUCCUGCCUUGAAGAGCUCACAUUCAGUGCAGAGAGAAUAGACAUGUUCUAUAAUGCACAUCAGAAACAUAAAAAAGAGCUGGAGCAUCUGUUAGCGAGCAUAGGAAGGUGUCCCCGUCAUAUUAACGAUGUCACGUGGCGUCUACAAUACCACGUGAAGAACAAUCAGGUCGAUAAAGUCAACGAGCCUUUCUACUGCAUUUCCCUGAACACUGAAAAUGAAGGAUCCUCGGAAGAUAUAAACUUCACAUGCACAGUGGAGCAGCUGCAGGAUUUGGUGGGGAAGCUGAAGGACGCUGCUAAGAGUGUGGAGAAAGCCAGUCAGAUGCUGGGAGACACGGCGUACACCGACAUUUCAUUGUCUAUUCGCCCGAAGACCAACCGAUCCCCAGCCGAGCAUCCAGGAUUGUUGUUACUCUCCCUCAUCAUGCAUCGAACCACCAGGAUAAAGAUUACGGAGCUCAACCCUCACCUCAUGUGUGUGCUGUGCGGGGGAUACUUCAUAGACGCCACCACCAUCAUUGAAUGUCUCCACUCAUUUUGCAAGAUGUGCAUUGUACGUUACCUGGAAACCAGCAAAUACUGUCCCAUCUGUGAUGUACAAGUGCAUAAAACCAAGCCUCUGCUCAACAUCAGAUCAGACAAAACUCUACAGGACAUCGUGUACAAGCUGGUGCCCGGCCUCUUCAAAAAUGAAAUGAAGAGGAGAAGAGACUUUUACUCGGAGCAUCCGGUCGACGUGUCUAAUGGAUCUAAUGAGGAUCGUGGAGAGGUGGCCGACGAGGAUAAGAGAAUAAUCACAGAUGAUGAGAUCAUCAGCCUCUCCAUCGAGUUCUUCAAUCACAGCAGACUGGGAGGAGCAGUGGAAGACAAACAGAGUAAAGAUCAGAAUAUGGUGGCUAACAAGAGGUACCUGCAGUGUCCGGCAGCCAUGACAGUCAUGCACCUGAGGAAGUUCCUGCGCAGCAAAAUGGACAUCCCAAACGCCUACCAGGUUGAAGUCAUGUAUGAAGACGAACCUCUGAAGGAUUACUACACGUUAAUGGAUAUAGCAUAUAUCUAUACUUGGAGAAGGAAUGGCCCCUUGCCGCUGAAGUACAGAGUCCGACCCAACUGCAAGAAGAUGAAGGUGAGCCACGCGCAGCAGGAGGGCCAGAACAGCGCCAGCAGAUCCGGUCCGGAGAGCGACUCCGCCAGCGACAAAGCCGGGAGUCCCUCUGGAGCUCCGUCCACCUCCUCCUCGCUGCCGAGCCCAGGAACACCUGCGCAGUCCCCGCAUCCGCAGCUCCCCGUUAACGGAACCCCGACGGCUGCCCCUCCGACCCCCAGCCGGUCCUUCACGCAGUUCGGCGGCGGCAGCAGCAGCACCAAGCCCCGGAAAGUGACCCUGAACGGAUCCGCCACCUCCUCCGGAUGACGCGUAGUCCCGCCGUGUAGACCUCUCCCUCUCCAUGUGUUGUUCUAAAUAUUAUGGCAUCAUGUAAACGUAGUGGAAUCAGAGACAUUUCAAAAUAAAAGAAAGAGGAGGAUGGAAGGCGUUGGGAAUGUUUUUUAAAAGCAGGUUUUGAUGUUGAAAGAAGAGGAUUUGGAGAGAAGCAUUUAUCCGAUGUUAAAGCUACAUCUUUAUUUUACAGAAUCGACUGAAGAUGGACUUUUAUAUUUUCUUUUACUCGUGUCUAUCAUGAUUGUUUCAUGUCUGUUGGGAUAUUUUGAAACUGUCAGGUUAAACAUGCAUGAUAACUUUUCCUUUGUGUAAUGAAAGAGGAGUCUGCCUGUUCAACCCUCAAACUCUCAUUUGACGUUUUUUUUUUGAGUUGUUGCAUCGCUCUGAGGUUUGUCCGGGAUGCUUUGAGGGAAGCAAAUCUUUAAAUUGCCUUUUAAUAAAAAACGGUUUCUUGUAGCUGCAGUGGAUCAGACUGCGUUAACAAGCUAUAAGCAGUUUUUAGAGAAUCCACAUGUAAAUAGAAACAAAAAGCAUAUUUAAUCAGCGAUAAUGUUAUUCUCAUUCCCCCUUUGUUCUGGGAAUGACUUGGACUCCUGUUCAGCUCCAUUUCAUUCAACGACAGAUGUUUUGAUGUCCCCUGUGUUUUCCGUAUUUGUAUCGCUCGAUUGUAUGGACAACUUAUUGUAUUGUUACUGUUGCACAGUAUAAAACAUCUAAAUAAAACAUUUUACACUUAA
Molecule: messenger RNA, 2511 nt
Organism: Eleginops maclovinus (Patagonian blennie)
Lineage: Eukaryota; Metazoa; Chordata; Actinopteri; Perciformes; Eleginopidae
Gene: bmi1a
Product: bmi1 polycomb ring finger oncogene 1a
Exons: 19
Coding region: 80-1747 (555 amino acids)
Biological process (GO): negative regulation of transcription by RNA polymerase II
Cellular component (GO): PRC1 complex
Molecular function (GO): promoter-specific chromatin binding
Source: RefSeq, a predicted model, not a curated record